CCUUAGCAAUUUGAGAACAAAACAAGUGUUUCGAAUAGAUUAUCCUAAGUCUUUGGGAAUAGUGCUGCAAUGGCUUCAAGUCAGGAGGAGGUGACCCUUUUGGGAGCUACUGGAAGCCCAUUUGUGUGCAGGGUUCAUAUUGCCCUCAAGUUGAAGGGAGUUGAAUACAAAUAUGUCGAAGAAAAUUUGAGGAACAAGAGUGAACUGCUUCUCAAAUCCAACCCAGUUCACAAGAAGGUUCCAGUGUUUAUUCACAAUGAGAAGCCCAUAGCAGAGUCUCUUGUGAUUGUUGAAUACAUUGAUGAGACAUGGAAGAACAACCCCAUCUUGCCUUCUGAUCCUUACCAAAGAGCCUUGGCUCGUUUCUGGUCCAAAUUCAUUGAUGAUAAGGUUUUUGGUGCUGCAUGGAAAUCCGUUUUCACAGCUGAUGAGAAAGAGCGUGAGAAGAAUGUUGAGGAAGCAAUUGAGGCUCUGCAGUUUCUUGAGAAUGAGAUAAAGGACAAGAAGUUCUUUGGAGGAGAGGAGAUUGGGUUGGUAGAUAUUGCUGCUGUCUACAUAGCAUUUUGGGUCCCUAUGGUUCAAGAAAUUGCAGGGUUGGAGUUAUUCACAAGUGAGAAAUUUCCUAAGCUCCACAAUUGGAGCCAAGAAUUUUUGAACCAUCCAAUUGUCAAAGAAAGUCUGCCCCCUAGAGAUCCUGUUUUCUCCUUUUUCAAGGGUCUCUAUGAAAGCCUUUUUGGUUCAAAAUAGAUUUGAUGAUGUGGUGUGAGACUUAGUAUUUCUAAGAAUUAUGUGUUUGUUAAAGGCUUCUAUGAAAGCCUCACUGCUUCAAAAUAGAUUCAUGUAUGUGAGACUCAGAAUCUCUGGGGAAAAUUGUGUGUGGUGUGGACUACUUGUUUUGUUUGUCAUUGAGCUAUAUUGCUGUUAAUUAGGAUUUUGUUUCAAAAUGAUGCUUAUAAGUUGUAAUCUAGGAUUUCUCCCUUUGAAAUCCUAGGUUGUUCUUGACAUUUGCUAUUUCAAAGAAUAAAUAUAUAGCAUCUUUCUAUUUCUCAAA
This is a messenger RNA of Glycine soja, 1051 nucleotides long. RefSeq names its product probable glutathione S-transferase. NCBI's taxonomy places the organism in Eukaryota, Viridiplantae, Streptophyta, Magnoliopsida, Fabales, Fabaceae. The record is from RefSeq and is a predicted model, not a curated record. The transcript has 2 exons. Gene Ontology annotation, biological process: glutathione metabolic process. Bases 70 to 747 code for a protein of 225 amino acids. Gene Ontology annotation, molecular function: glutathione transferase activity. Gene Ontology annotation, cellular component: cytoplasm.